Phaeoacremonium minimum UCRPA7 is the source of this 1017-nucleotide messenger RNA. RefSeq names its product putative short-chain dehydrogenase reductase 2 protein. Gene Ontology annotation, molecular function: oxidoreductase activity, acting on the CH-OH group of donors, NAD or NADP as acceptor. The transcript has a single exon. Bases 1 to 1017 code for a protein of 338 amino acids. The record is from RefSeq and is a predicted model, not a curated record. Lineage: Eukaryota; Fungi; Ascomycota; Sordariomycetes; Togniniales; Togniniaceae.
AUGGUAUGGACCAGAGACAUCGUCAAUGUAGGGCUUCCUGCGUCGGCCCUCGCCCUGGUGGCACUUGACCCCGACAAAGCGAGCCGCCUCCUGACGAGUCUGCACUUGCAGAAUCGCAUUCAGAUCCCAACACUCAGAAAAGCCCUCAUAAUACCAGUUGUUCUUUCACUGGUCAAAGUGGUCAACCGCUUACUGAAUGCCUGGGCACUGACCAACUGGCGCUCCCCGCCCACCAAGGACUGGCACUGGCCCAGCGAGGUGGCCGUCGUGACCGGCGGCGGCGGCGGCAUAGGGAAAGCCAUCGUGCUCGGCCUGGCCCGCAGGGGCGUCGCGGUCGCAGUGCUCGACGUGGCCGACGAGCCCGCCGACCUCGCGGCGCUGGCCAACGUCUCGUACUGGCAGUGCGACAUCGCGUCGGCGCCGGCGCUCGCCGCGGCGGCGGCCGGCAUCCGCGCGACGCUGGGCGACCCGUCGAUCCUGGUCAACAACGCGGCCACGACCGCGCACGGGCUGCCGCUGCUCGGGACGCCGCGCGAGCGCAUCCGCCGCAUCUUCGACGUCAACAUCGUCGCGCAGUUCGCGACCCUCCAGGAGUUCCUGCCGGCCAUGGUCGCCGCGGACAAGGGCCACGUCGUGACCGUCUCGUCCGUGGCGGCGUACGUCACCGCCGGCGUGUCGCUCGGCUACGCAGCGACAAAGGCCGGCCUCGUGGCGCUGCACCAGGGCCUGCAGGUGGAGAUCCGGAACGUGUACAAGACGCCGGGCGUCCUGAGCACCAUCGUCCACCCCAUGUGGGUGGAGACGGGCCUGACCAAGGCACGUGCCGCCGAAUCCGAGGCGAAGAGGAAGGCCAUGAUGCAGCCGGAGGAGGUCGCUGAGAAGGUGCUCGACCACGUAUUCGGCUGCCGUGGUGGACAGAUUGUGCUCCCUGAGAGAGUGAAAUGGUUGAUGGCCAUCCAGUCGUUUCCGAACUGGGUCCAGGAAGGGUUUCGAGAUCUUGGGUUCAAGCUUCGCUAG